AUUCCCGUUGGUUGAACAGACGACAGAUAGUUCACAUUUUGUGGCUCAGCCGGUGGUUCAUCAUACAGUGCACUUUUUUUGUUCUCUAAGUGACCAUAAGUUGUUUUUUUUAAACUACCCCCACCCAUUCUGUUGACAGAAAUAGUUCUGGCUGCCCAGUGGCUUCUGGUGCAGCCAGAAUGACGUCAUACAUGGCACAGUUUAGCUUGGGCAGUUUUUAUAAAGAUAUGCCAGAUUUUUUGACUUGUGGUUUUUGUGCCAAAGAGUUUUUACUGGAGAACAUCACAAUGUUCAUUGCUCAUAAAUUUGGCUGUGCUGACAAAAUACAGCAAACUACAGACAUUGAAGAUACAACGUCACCUUUGACCUGCUCGGUUUGUUCUCGUGUGUUCAUGACAGCCCGCGGCCUGUUACAGCACGUGCAGCACGAUCAUAAGAUGAAGAUUUAUCUGCAAAAGGGACCUUUACUUAUACAAGAUGUCUCUGCCUUGCUGCCACCCCCAGCACAUUCCUUACUGGGUAAAGGUGAAUAUAGCGAUACAAACACUCCUACCACUUGCGCAGACGUACAGUUAGAGCCAUGUGAACCUGAACAGCCAACGGAUCUGUCGCUAACAUAUCAAAAUUCGUCGGAAACGCCCUCUGGUGUUGGGGAUAAAGAUGGGAUCUGCUGGAGCCUUGACGACGGUACCGUCAAAGAAAAAAACUCGGCUACUUCCACUUCGGCUCUGCCUAAGAAGCGUAAGUUUCUGAAUCCCGGCUGCGGAAGGGGAGCCUCUGUAAACACCCCUAGUGUAUGCUCCAGCGAGUCUGUUGGAGAAGAUUUCGGCUCGAUCGAUAACGACAAUCAGGAAAGUGGUGAAGAAUUCCCACCGAGUGAUAUUACAGGCGAAUGUACUCCCAUCAAAUCUUCAGCCCGCACUGGAACUCAAGAAAGAAACGCCAAACUGAAAGCGCUGCUUCAGAAAAGUCUCACCUCAGACCGAGAUGAUGGGGAAUCUGUUGCCACACCUUUCCAUUACGAUUUUCCCUUGGUCGCAUUGAAGAAAGAGCCGGAAGAGUCUAACGCCGAUGACUCCUCCAUACUUAUCCCGGAUGAUUGUCAUGGAGUGGGCUUUCGUGAUUUUGGCAGGCAGGAAAACGGAAGACUUAAGUGUAGUUCGACAAUGGAGCAAAGCAUCGAUAAGCUGAUCAGAGCAACCAUUUCCAAAGACUCAUUCUCUGAAGACUACGACUUUGCUAAACUGAAUCCGAAGACCUCCUUGAUGGAAGCUGGUACAGUGGUACGAUUUCCACCUGCAUGUUUUUCGCCUCGUCUCUACCUUCCAGGGGAGAAAUACAAGCACUACCUCCAGACACACCUAGAUUUCUCCUCUAAGAUGAACAUGGACCUUUGCCAGCUGGUUAAACCUAAACUCGAAGAUUCGCCACUCAACUAUCAUCUAAAACAAUCAGAAUCCCAGCCACACACUGUUGAGGACACGAAUAAAAAAGUCGGGUUUUACGGUGGGAAAUCCCAUUGUUUCAAUCCCAUACAUUCCAGAAUGUCCGAUCAAAAAGACCACCUCUCCAUGUCAGAUCCCACCAGCCACGCCCAGCUGUCCGACCCACCAGGAUACGCCACUUAUCAAAACAGAAUGAACGAAGUAAGGAAACGUGACGCCUCUCCCGCCCACCAAAUUCAGCGUCUCAGACACAGCAUAGACGAUACACUAGAAACCCAAUUUUCUGGCCACCCUGCAUCCACAACAAGAGGUUUCGAGCCAUCAGCUUUAAUCUCGACCUAUUAUGAAGGGAGAAUAUCGUUCACUGACGCCAAUGACAAAGAUGCCCAGAAAGGUCUUUCAAGAAGAAGGAGCAAUCAGGACCUAGCCGCUGUGAACGAUGGUCAGUUGGGGACAAAAAUAACACUGAGGUCCCAUUCCGAAUCUUUCGAUGAGUCCUGCUCCCAGCCGACAGAUGCCUUGUCUAGGAUGGAUACGGACGAUUUUCAGUUGGUUGAUGGCAAACUUAUGAAGAAAAGACGUUACCCAACUUCUCGGCCCUUUAAGUGCAUACACUGUGAGCAGGCGUUCAAUCAGAGAAUACAUCUGAAGAAACACAUGAGUAAACACACAGGUGUGAAGCCCUUUAAAUGCCAGCAGUGCGACUACUCAACAGUGGAAAGAAGUCAUCUGAAGGUUCAUUACCGUAUCCACACAGGUGAGAAGCCUUACAGAUGUCUGUAUUGUGAUUAUGCCACAGCUCAGAACUCAACUCUAAAAAUUCAUCUUAAACGGCAUCAUGAAGGAACUGGUUUAUCCAACAGUCGAGGCAGGGAGCUUUAUCUUGGCCAGGGAUUGAGGGAUGAUGAUGACAACCUGCUAAAUGAGAAAUAUUUGUUAGGUUUAUCAACUGACAAUGAGGGCGGUGCAACCAACAGAGCAGCAUCAAUUAUAGGGCAAGAUUAUUCCUGCCCAUAUCCAGAGCAGGGAGGAUCUGACUACAGUUCAGUUGCACAGCAAAAAGUUGAUAGUUCUGUGGGGCAUUUUUCAUUCUUUUCUAAACCUAAAGAAACCAUGUAUUCCUAUGGCAAAAACACAAUUUUGUCCAAGCAGCUUACCACCCACCUACCUCUGAGGAUACAAGCACCAUAUGACUCACACAGUUCUGGUCAGAACAGAAGUCAUACUGCUGAGGCAACAGAUUUAAGUCGAGCUCACCUCAGUAAAUUGUGUGAUACUCCUAUUUCAAAUUCAACAGAUGUGCGACAGAUGCUCCCAUUGCCAGCACCUGAAUCAACUGCAUUGAAAAAUGAACCCUCAAACUCAUCUAAAAAUAUUUGUAUAAAAGAAUCUGACACUAACACAGCUUACCUGAACAAGAAUGGAAACUCUGAAAAGUCUUUUCAAUCUGAAGCUCCAGAAAUCCAGACCAAUAAAAGCAAAGAUUACAAACCAUGUCUAUACUCUGUCAAGAAAGGAAAAGAAAUGGAAUUGUCACUUGAUAAAGAAUACAUAAACCAUGAUAAAAACUAUAAAUUAUCAAAUGACCAUGUCAACUUACAUGUAAAAGACUGUGGGCCAGACCCAAAUUACAUGACAGAACAAAAUAAACUAUGUCAUCUUCCCGGUGUUUCAAAAUCAAACUUUAGUGAAAGAGAUUACAAACUUAAUCAAAGUUCAAAAGAGGCAUGCAACAGUUUUCCCCCUUUGUUAGAUUUAAAAAUGAAAGAGCCAAAGCCUGAACAGCAAAUUCUACCAAACCAUAAAUCUGAUCAUUGCCUGAAUCAAAACUCAAACGAUGAUGAAAUCAAUUUGGAUUAUAACAUUGGCUUACCAACUGUAAACAUACCUAACAAAGAAUUUGUAAGAGGCUAGUGCUAAAUGUAGUCCCUACAGUUCUAAUACUAUAUUUAAAAUUUACACUAUAAUUUUUGUUUAAACCUUGCCCACAGACUUUUCACAGUUAACGUUUACUCUUGAAGUGAUGCUUAGCAAUAUAUCACUUAGUUGAAAGGUAUACUUGUACUUGCACAUUUUCAUGCAAAUUUUGUUAGAAGUUGUGGUACAUUUGAUUUACUAAUAGACAAUGGAAAUUAAGAACAAAAAUGAAUCAUUUAUGUGUUAUUAUAGUACCGGUAAUAAAAAUAUCUUUGUCAUGAUAUUUUUUACUCAAAUCCAUUAAACAAAACAAUAAGAAAUAGAGAAUAUUGAAUAUUCCAAUUAUUAUGUUAUAGUUUGAAAAAAAAACUUAGGAAGAUAUUUGUGAUUUUGGAAGAUAUUUAUGUUUUACUAAAGCUGUUGAAAGCUAUUUUUUCUGUGAAAAAAAUGCUGCCUACUUUUUGAAAGUAAUCUGAAAGUCUACCUUAACUAAAAGCUUAGUUGUUGAUUGUUGUAAUUUAAAAAAAAACAUUUUUCUGAGCUCAUCAUGAAGGCUAUGUCAAACAAUGUUUUUGUUUAUGUCAGUGAUCACAAGAUCAUCUUAUUAGCACAUGAAUUGUUUGUUUGUGUGGUCUAGAACAAUGUUUACAGGUUAUGAAUUGUUUUGUUUAAAUCAUUUAGUGAAAAAAAAAGCUAAGACAUUUUGUUCUUUAAAUAAUCAAGUGCAACAAUAGGUACAUGAUUCAUUCUUUUAAAAGUAAAACAUUAAUAUUCUAUUAUUAUUCUUUUAGAAAAGAAAUUUUGAAAUUGUUAUAUUUGUGAUUUCAUAACAUUCCUCUUAUUAAUACCAUUAUUUGUUUUUUCUUGUCCUAAAAGUUAACUAUAUUUAUAAGAGCAGAUGAUAGAAUCCUCAACAGAUGUAAAGUCAAAAUAAACAUGUCUCUAAAGAGAAACAACUUAUUUAAAAUGGUCUAUAUUUUUAAAAUAUGAAAAUAAAUCAUAUAGCUCUGCAGUCAACUAGAGAGGAGGAUCCUAGCAAUAGAACUGAGAUGGUAUCACAUUUAAAGACCACAUCACAAACAAAAAGAUUAGAAACAGGGUUAUGACAGCGAUUGGACCCCACCCCUGUCAUUGAAAGAGAUUCUAUCCAAAACAAAAGACAGUGAGGAAUAGAGAAGGACAGUUGACACAUCUUGUGUGGUUCCCUUAAUGGUCCAACUGACUAAGGGAUAGGUGAAGAUGAAGGAAAUCAUAUAGCUCACCAAUGGUGCCAUUUAUUGUUCAUUUUCUGUUCUAGUAUGAUCCUACUAGUUUUCACAUUUUUGUAUUCUUUUCCUAUAAUUUUUAAACAACUUUAAAAAACAUUUUAUCCAUACAGUAUUUGCUAUUUUCCGGUAAUUUGCAUUGUUAUUUUUUUCUAUAAAAAAAACUUAAAACUCCUGGUGAUUAUUUGGUUGAUAAAAUGUUUUUUUGUAGUGAAGUAUGUCAAUUUAUAAAUGUAUAUAUAUUUAUAUAAACUCUUGAGAUGUAUUUUACGAACAUGUUGCAGAUAUCUAUACUUUUACCGGUAACAUUUCACUUAUCGUGGUAAACAUUUAUAAAAUAUAAUCAGGGAUGUCUUAUAAACCUGCUUAUCCUUCGUGCCAUAUUAUUGUGUGGGUGUUCAUUAUCAUAAUAUUCAUUGAUGGUUCUAAAAUAGCAUCUUCAGAUAAGCUAUCACAGAAAUAGCGUCUCACUGAUGUUUUAGAAAUGCAAGAAUGACAAUGCUAACAUAUUGUCAACCAUUUUUAUCAAUUUAGAGUUGCAAUAUUUGUUACUACAAUGUUGUUUAUUUAUUGUCAAAUAUUUUGUUGUUAAAUAAAUAUUUCAUUUUGAACUAUAUCUCUGGAGUCAUUGGGGAACUAAACAUCAAUAUUGUUAAAUGUAUAAAUAUUUGGUCAUAUCUAGACCUGUAUAUUUAUUAUUUUAUAUUCUUACCGGUGGAAGGCUUUUGUGUUCUUUACUAAUUAUUGCCAUGGAUUUACUUUUUUCUAUUAC
Biomphalaria glabrata is the source of this 5399-nucleotide messenger RNA. RefSeq lists its product as uncharacterized. NCBI's taxonomy places the organism in Eukaryota, Metazoa, Mollusca, Gastropoda, Planorbidae. Gene Ontology annotation, biological process: regulation of transcription by RNA polymerase II. Gene Ontology annotation, cellular component: nucleus. Gene Ontology annotation, molecular function: DNA-binding transcription factor activity, RNA polymerase II-specific; RNA polymerase II transcription regulatory region sequence-specific DNA binding. Bases 180 to 3359 code for a protein of 1059 amino acids. The record is from RefSeq and is a predicted model, not a curated record. The transcript is spliced from 7 exons.